AUGGGCGCCGCCGCGUGGGCAUUGUUGCCCGUGCUGCUGCGUGCGUCUCUCCUGCUGCUGAUUCUGCCGCUCCCGGGGCUGCCCGCGGGCUCCUGGGACCCGGCCGGUUACCUGCUCUACUGCCCAUGCAUGGGGCGCUUUGGGAACCAGGCUGAUCACUUCUUGGGCUCCCUGGCUUUUGCAAAGCUGUUGAACCGCACCUUGGCUGUACCCCCUUGGAUUGAGUACCAGCAUCACAGGCCUCCCUUCACCAAUCUGCAUGUGUCCUACCAGAAGUACUUCAAGCUGGAGCCCCUCCAGGCCUACCAUCGAGUUAUCAGCCUGGAAGACUUCAUGGAGAAGCUGGCACCCACUCACUGGCCCCCUGAGAGGCGAGUGGCUUACUGCUUUGAGGUGGCAGCCCAGCGAAGCCCUGAUAAGAAGACAUGCCCCAUGAAGGAAGGAAAUCCCUUUGGCCCAUUUUGGGAUCAGUUUCAUGUGAGUUUCAACAAGUCUGAACUUUUUUCCGGCAUUUCCUUCAGCGCCUCCUACAAAGACCAGUGGAUCCAGAGAUUUUCUCCAAAGGAGCAUCCAGUGCUCGCCCUGCCAGGAGCCCCGGCCCAGUUCCCCGUCCUGGAGGAGCACAGGCCGCUCCAGAAGUACAUGGUAUGGUCAGACGAGAUGGUGAGGACGGGAGAGGCCCACAUCCGCACCCACCUCAUCCGGCCCUACGUGGGCAUUCACCUGCGCAUUGGCUCCGACUGGAAGAAUGCCUGUGCCAUGCUGAAGGAUGGGACGGCGGGCUCGCACUUCAUGGCCUCCCCGCAGUGUGUGGGCUCUAGCCGCAGCGCGGCCGCCCCUCUCACCACGACGAUGUGCCUGCCUGACCUGAAGGAGAUCAGACGGGCUGUGCAGCUCUGGGUGGGCGCGCUGAGCGCCCAGUCGGUCUACAUCGCCACGGACUCUGAGAGUUACGCGCCUGAGAUCCAAGAGCUCUUCAAAGGGAAGGUUAAGGUGGUGAGCCUGAAGCCUGAAGUGGCCCAGAUCGACCUGUACAUCCUUGGCCAAGCUGACCACUUUAUUGGCAACUGUGUCUCCUCCUUCACUGCCUUCGUGAAGAGGGAACGGGACCUCCAGGGGAGGCCGUCCUCUUUCUUCGGCAUGGACAAGCCCCCUCAGCUGCGGGAUGAGUUCUGAUCCUGGCUGGAGCAAUCGCCAGUCUGAGCUGGUUCUGCUUGCCAGGCCUGGCAGCCAGCAGUGUUUGCAGCAUUGAUUCCCAAGAGUAUAAGCUCUUCUGUUCCCCUGCCAGAGACAGAAGAGCACAGGGACUUCUGGAGGAGAAGGACUCCAUCUCCCAGGGCACAGGGCUUUCAGGCUCCUGGAGCCGGAGCAUCUCCCCUCCCUGUGUGCCUCCUGCUGCUUCUCUUGUGUGUGGGAAUUUCGCACACUGCCAAAGCAGUCCAGCCUCUGUCUUUUGGUCUGCCCUGCUCUGAGCAGCCUGGGGGGCUAAUCUCUUCAGCAAUUUUUUAUAUAGAGAGAAACAGAGAUUCUCAUAGUUUUGAUACAAGAUCAUGAUUACCCAAGAACUCUCCCUCAUUUUUUAAAAAUUAGUGACUGUCAUUAGCAUAGAUACCUAAAGUGACCUUGAAUGAGGAUGAGGCCGUGGUAGAGUGGUUGUAAUGACCCUUUUUCCAGAUGACCCAAAGUAGCUCCUAGACCAGGCCAGAGCCAUCUCCCCGGCCUGGCCAGAGCCAUUGUCAGCCUGUCUUUGAGGCCAUGUCCUGGGUUCGGGGCAUGAGCACUUGUCUCCACUGUAAACACUAUGCAAAUAGAAGUUAGUGAUCAGGAUACUGUGCGGCGAUCCGCUCCGCAGACACUGAGUCCUGCCCCCACAGCACAUUCCAAGCAAGGAGUAAGUGCUGUCGAGCACGACCGACCAUCGUGGUAUUGCUGUCAGAGUCUCCUAGUGGCUGGUGACCUGCCACAAACCUGGCUCCGUUGAGAUCUUGGAGCACCGGGGGCCAGGGCUGGAUGGCCUGGUGGCAUCCUUCUGAAGGCUGCCCUACCCCCUUUCAUCUGUCUCCCAAGGGGCCUGGUUAUAGAAUUUUACCAUUAAGUUGCUGUCCAAGGCCUGUCCCCCCAGCCUCCCUCCUGGGCCUGGAACCCUCAGGCUGUAUUCUCAUUAGGGCAUGUAUGCUAAGCCUCUGACCAGAUGGGAGUUGCCCCUGACCCAGAAGCCAUCAGAUUGCCAGUCUGCCUCUUCCCAUCCAGUGGAAUCUCUGCCAACCCCAUGAGGCUUAAGUCAUGAUUUUCUCUGUCUCUCAGAUGCUAGAGUUGUGAUAAUCCAUGACUCCUAAGAGUCUGUGGUGUUUUCGCCUUGUGGUUCUGAAAUUCAUGUCCAACACCUGCUGGUCUCUUCCCUACCAUGUGGCUUCCCUUGGCCUUCGAUCCUAAGAAGGUGGAAGAAACUGAUGAGAGCCAGUUCCAGAGCUCCACGCAGGGCUUCCCCCUCAGAUUACCUUUGGGAAGAAACACUGUCUCUGUCGAGGCCGACCGGGCCAGUGGUUGCAGAGCAAUAAGGAUCUCAAACACUAAAGGUGGCAUUUGCUGCUUAGACCUGUUGCCCAACUUGAGGCGGAGAAACGAGAAAGGGCUUUUGUGUUUUCCCUCUUGGGAAAACAGUAGAAUGUUCUAAAUCCUGGGUGGACUCUGAGAGAUAGCUUGUCUGUCCAGACUUGUUCAUGAGCUUCGUUCAGAGGUGCAGGAGCCUAUGCACCCCUGGCUCCAUGGGGUCGUUGGGCAGGAGGGGCUCACUGGCUGCUUUUGUUGGCUGAAUUCAUUUGCCGAUCACAGGCUCACACUAGGCACAUGCUUUAGAGUCUGGGGCUCUAACGGGCCGUCCAGACCACUUUGAUUAGCAUCGGCCGUGGUAACAGCUGUGUUUCUGGACAAGAGGGUGCCGGGGUUGUAGUCAGAUUCAGUUGUAUUCCAUAGGUAAGCACUUUGCUCCUCUUUGACCCAGUUGCCUCACCUAUGAAAAUGGUGAUAAAACCGACAGGGUUGUUGAAAGGCUCCCAUCAGAUAAAGCAGGUGUGAGAGCGCUUCGUAAACUGGAAAGAGCCAAAGGCACGUACACAGCUGCUGAUUAAUUUGACGGCCUCUUGUCGCAUACCUACUCUGUGCCCGGCACUGUGCUUGUUAGGUGCUUUAUGGGAACUGAGUCCCGCCUCCAGCCCUGGGGAGUAGGAGCUGUUAAUAUCUUUCUCCUUCUGCACAGGGAAAAACGAACGCUCAGAAAAUUCUCAUAAUUUUCUUAAGGCCACAUAGCUGGCGGUGGUAAGCCAGCAUCUGACCUCCCAAAGCCAUUACCGUUAGCCGCACACCUUACUGCCACCAGUUCACAGGAUGCACUGUGUGUAGACCUCGGGUGGGAGAACGAUCAGCCACUUUAGUUCCUACUGGGCUCCUGCUACGUAUGGGUCUGUCACUGCCAGGAGGUUUGGGGGAAGGAGAAUCACCCAGGAAAGAAAGCCCGCAUGAAGCUUACAGUUCUUUUGGGUAGUUAUUUAGUCCACCAUUCUUUCAUUCAAAUCUGCUGUGUGCCCGGCACCAUGCUAGGUACAAGGAUUGCAGAGAAUCAGACAGAAAGCCUUUGUUCUCAAGGGAUUUGUAUUGUAGUAAGUAUAGGACACAAGGAACAAAUGUAUCAGGGAAGGUAUUGACUAACCGCUAAGAAGAAAAAUAAAGGGUAUGGGGGAGUUGAGAGAGGGAGCAAUGCUGUUUUGGAUGAGGAGUUCAGGUAAGGCCUCUCUGAGGAGUCACCAGGAGGAAGGAAGGGGCCACUCAUUCAGAUACCUGGAGGCAGCACAUUCCAGGCAGAGGAAACAGCAGGUGCAAAGGUCCUGAAGCUGGAGUGAGUGAGUGAAACAUGUCAGGGAAGCCAGCAUGGUUGGAGUAGCCAGAGCAGGCAAGGUCCCAUAUCCUGGAGGGCAGUAGUAAAGGCAAGACUUUUACUGGGACAAAUGGGAAGCCUUUGCAGGAUUCUGAAUGGAGGAGGGUCAUGAUCUGUUUACACUUUGAAGGACCCCCCAGCUGCCACAUGGAAAAAAGAUGGGAGGUGUAGAAGCGGGGAGACCAGUGCAGGGCUGAUGCAGGGAUGCAGGCUGGACAGUGGGCCUCGGGCAAAGAUCAUUGCAUUGAGUGGGAAGUGGGCAGAUUCUGGAUAUAUAAAAUUAUUUUUAAAGUUCACACUUUUUAUUCUUUUAAGAUGUUAUUUUUAAGUAAUCUCUACACCCUACGUGGGGCUCAAACUUAGAACCCCGAGAUCAAGAGUCAAAUGUGACUGAGCCAGCCAGGCGCCCCAUUAAAUUUCAAUCUUUUUUUUAAGAUAGGAGUCUUUGUAUAGUUUUAAUCAUGCAGUGUAUACAAUUUAAUGUCUUCUUUUUCACUUAAUAGUGUAUCACCUUUUCCGUGUUGGUACAUGGCCUGAGUAAAUAUUUUUAAUGACAAGAUUCCUUUGAGGAGUGUCCCACAGUUUAUUGUCCUAUUAGGAGAACUUAGUAUGUUCCAAAUUUUUCACUGUUAUUAUUUUAAUAAUAUUUUUUUUGCACAUUUUUUCCUGUAUCUAAAAUGUUCAUUAAGAUAAAUUCCCAGAAAUGGAUUUUAGGUCAAAGACGUAAAGAUAAAAAAUUUUUAUUAUGAAAAAAUUCAAAUCUACAUAAAAAUUGUGAAUAAUAAAAUGAACUCCCAGCUUCAACAAUCCUCAGCA
This is a messenger RNA of Ailuropoda melanoleuca (giant panda), 4747 nucleotides long. It is a transcript of the gene POFUT1, whose product is annotated as protein O-fucosyltransferase 1. Gene Ontology annotation, cellular component: endoplasmic reticulum. Gene Ontology annotation, biological process: protein O-linked glycosylation via fucose; Notch signaling pathway; regulation of Notch signaling pathway. Bases 1 to 1176 code for a protein of 391 amino acids. NCBI's taxonomy places the organism in Eukaryota, Metazoa, Chordata, Mammalia, Carnivora, Ursidae. The transcript is spliced from 7 exons. Gene Ontology annotation, molecular function: peptide-O-fucosyltransferase activity. The record is from RefSeq and is a predicted model, not a curated record.